AUGGGAAAGUUACAUCCGACCGAUGAUAAUCUCAAAGCGUUCCAGAGUAAUUCAUCCGGCCGAAUUGUGGAGUCUCUGGCCAAAUCUCACACAGUAGUACGGAGUCCAUGGCGACAUGGCGCAAGUGUUUUCCAUCUCAUUUCUAUGUCGAGAGUAUUGAAGGCUGAAGCAGGCGAGGCAGGGCAUUGUUGCAUGAACAGACUAUCAAGGGUGCAAAGGUCUCGAUGA
Molecule: messenger RNA, 228 nt
Organism: Botrytis fragariae
Lineage: Eukaryota; Fungi; Ascomycota; Leotiomycetes; Helotiales; Sclerotiniaceae
Exons: 2
Coding region: 1-228 (75 amino acids)
Source: RefSeq, a predicted model, not a curated record